Molecule: messenger RNA, 2940 nt
Organism: Solea solea (common sole)
Lineage: Eukaryota; Metazoa; Chordata; Actinopteri; Pleuronectiformes; Soleidae
Product: protocadherin gamma-A5-like
Exons: 1
Coding region: 258-2654 (798 amino acids)
Biological process (GO): homophilic cell-cell adhesion
Cellular component (GO): plasma membrane
Molecular function (GO): calcium ion binding
Source: RefSeq, a predicted model, not a curated record
GCUGUUGACCAGAGUGUUGAUAACUGGGAGUGGGUUGUAGCAGCACCUCCUAUGUACCCUCGACAUAAUCAGAGAGGACACGACAUAAAAGAACAUACACUCGGAAUCUGUAGACUAUCUGAUGAAAAGGGGGAAACCGUGCGGUCUGUUGGAUUUCACUAUUUCAAAUUGGGAGACUGACUCUGAAACGGAUUUCAUUUUGUAGAAUAAAUUACACUGAUUUUUUAACAUAACCGGGAUUACAUUCGGAUGGAACAAUGGAGGAACUGUCGCUGUUGUUUUUCUCUCUUCUUUCUAUCGGCUGCGUAUUUGGGCAAAUCAGCUACACAAUACCAGAGGAAAUGGCCAAAGGAUCUCUAGUGGGUAAUAUAGCACAAGAUUUGGGUUUACAAACCAAACGUUUGGCAUCUGGUAAAGCUCGGAUUUAUACCCGUGAAACUGGUGAGUACAUCGAGCUAAACAGAGACAGAGGAGUCCUCCUCGUCAAAGAAAGGAUCGACAGAGAGGCGCUCUGCAGACAGACGACGCCAUGCGCUUUACAUUUUCAGAUUAUUUUAGAGAAUCCUAUGGAAUUUUACACAGUAACUGUGCAGAUUAUUGAUAUUAACGAUAAUGCUCCGACCUUCAAAAGAAGUGAAAUGAAUUUCAAAAUUAGCGAGUCAGCUAUCACGGGGUCAAAAUUUUUGUUGGAAAGCGCUGUAGAUCUUGAUGUAGGAAUCAACGAUCUGAAAAGCUACGAAUUAAAACCAACAUAUAAUUUUGCUCUAAAGGUGCCCAAUAACGCUGAUGGAAACCCAAACGUAGAGAUGGUGCUCCAGAAACCUUUAGACAGAGAGAAGCAGGAGCAGAUAUCUCUCGUGUUAACAGCGGUAGAUGGAGGAGAGCCGCAGAUGUCAGGAACAAUGCUGAUUGUUAUUACAGUUUUAGACAAUAAUGACAAUGCACCUGUGUUUACACAGUCUACAUACAAGGCUACAGUUACUGAGAAUUCACCUAAAGGAACAGUUGUGGCCACUGUUACUGCCACAGAUGCAGAUCAAGGCUCUAAUGCUAAAAUAACAUAUUCAAUUGCAAAUACGUUAAAUAAUGACAUGAUCGUGUUUGAAGUAAAUGAGGAAAACGGGAAAGUCUCUUUAAUCGGAAACGUUGACUUUGAGGAGUCCAGAACUUAUCAAAUCAACUUCCUUGCCAGUGAUGACGGGGGACUUACAGAUUCUUCUAAAUUAAUUGUGGAAGUACAAGAUAUAAAUGACAACAAACCUGAAAUUAACAUAAUGUCAAAGUCAAAUGUAAUUUCGGAGGAUGCCAGACUUAAUACAGUCGUUACAAUGAUUAAUAUCGAGGACAGGGAUUCUGGAGAAAAUGGCAAAGUUCAAUGUUUUAUUAGCGACAAUGUACCAUUUAUUUUGCAAACACCAACAAAUAAUUUCUAUAGUUUAGUAACAGACAGUGAAUUAGACAGAGAGAGAGCCUCUUAUUAUAAUAUAACAGUGACGUGCUCUGAUGAGGGAGUGCCCUCCCUCUCCAGCAGCGUCACUCUCACCUUACAGAUCUCUGAUGUGAAUGACAACGCGCCUGUCUUUGAGAGGAGCUCAUAUGAGGCCUACAUUGUAGAAAACAACACACCAGGUCUCUCUAUAUUCACAGUGAAAGCCAGAGACGCUGACUGGAACCAGAAUGCCCGUGUUUCUUACAUACUGGAGGACUCCUCUGUUAACGGAGUGCCAGUCUCCUCAUAUGUGUCCGUUAGUGCUGAUAGUGGAGUCAUACAUGCAGUGCGCUCUUUUGACUACGAGCAGAUCAAAGAUUUCCACUUCCGCGUCAAAGCUCAGGAUGGAGGUUCUCCUCCACUCAGUAGUAAUGUGACUGUGAAAAUACUGAUCCAGGACCAGAACGACAACCCUCCCCAGGUUCUGUACCCAGUCCAGACUGGUGGCUCUGUGGUGGGUGAGAUGGUGCCUCGUUCAGCAGAUGUGGGCUAUCUGGUCUCUAAAGUAGUGGCUGUUGAUGUGGACUCUGGACAGAAUGCCUGGCUCUCCUAUAAACUCCAGAAAUCCACAGACAGGGCGCUGUUUGAAGUGGGCUUACAGAAUGGAGAAAUAAGAACUAUCCGCCAAGUGACUGAUAAAGAUCCUGUCAAUCAAAAACUGUCUGUCAUAGUGGAGGACAACGGACAGCCCUCUCGUUCAGCUACAGUCAUUGUUAACGUGGCGGUGGCGGACAGCUUUUCUGAAGUGAUGUCGGAGUUCACUGACUUUUCACAGGACAAGGAGUACAAUGACAACCUGACUUUUUACUUAGUGUUGGCUCUGGCUGUAGUUUCCUUCCUCUUCAUCACGUGUUUAGUGGUUAUUAUCUCAGUGAAAAUCUACAGAUGGAGACAGUCUCGCGUCCUGUAUCACUCCAAUCUCCCUGUGAUUCCAUAUUAUCCACCACGUUACUCAGACACUUUGGGGGGGACAGGGACUUUACAACACGUGUACAAUUACGAGGUGUGCAGGACGACUGACUCCAGAAAGAGUGACUGUAAGUUCGGCAGAGCUGGAAGUCAGAACGUGCUGAUAAUGGACCCCAGUUCUACAGGGACGAUGCAGAGGAUACAGAGUGAAAAGAGCAUCCUGGAUGAACCAGACUCUCCUCUAGAGGUUGGUUGAACAUUUUUUUUCCCACAUAAUUACAUGCAUCAUUCACUGUAGAUAGCUGCUGGGUGUCCUUCCUCAAAUUCCAGCACCUUGGACAGCAACCCAAGAACCACAUUCCAAUCAAGAGAUUUAGUAAUUGUUUGAGGUCCACCAUACUUUAUUAUGUCAAUGACCCCUGAUAUCUGUUUUUAUAUGAACAGCAUCCUGGAUGAACCAGAGUCUCCUCUAAAUGUCAGAGUGAUCAAACACUUUGUGAAACACCUGUUUUUCAUGUAAAACGCAACGAAAAUGGAUAUCA